AUCCAGGAGAUUGACACUUCUCCGAGCACUACCCCACUAGCCUAAACCCAUUACACUUUAGGCCCCGUAAUACAAAACGGGGGCCCUCAGAAAGAACGACAAGAGAAGGAGUAGAGAGGGAGAGAGAGACUGACGGAGAUGGCCUCGGUGGUGAGGAACGCGUUGAAGGCGAUCAAGGAAAAAGGCAUCGGAAACUUUGUGCGAGAGCUCAGGGAAGGAGGCUACCUGAAGUGUCUCGCUGAUGGAAAUCUUCUGCAAACCAAGAUUCACAAUAUAGGUGCAAGGCUUGUGGGUGUUGAUAAAAUUGGAAAUAAGUACUAUGAGAAACUUGGAGACACCCAAUAUGGAAGACACAGAUGGGUGGAAUAUGCAGUAAAGGAUCGCUACAAUGCUUCUCAGGUCCCACCGGAAUGGCAUGGUUGGCUUCACUAUAUAACUGAUCACACAGGAGAUGAGCUGCUGAUGCUGAAACCGUCAAGGUAUGGGCUUGAACACAAAGAGAACUUUUCUGGAGAGGGGGAUGAGUACAUCUAUCACUCCAAGGGACACAGCCUCAACCCAGGGCAGAGAGACUGGACCAGGUAUCAAUCCUGGCAACCCACCAAGACCUAACUUCUCCUUGUUCAGAACAAGCUCCAACGCAAGGUGGAGAAUUUUUUUUCCAUGUUUUGGCUCCGGCGCCCUUCAAUAAAUAUCUCCACUACUCUUUCUGAAGCGGUGGAGUACUGAAAUUGUUCACUUCUGAUAACAUUGAACCCAGGGAUGUGUGUAUCAAACAUGGUUCUUCAUCCUGGACAUGCGAAACUCGACUUUGUGUUGGAUGUACCGUUUCUUAAGCCUCUCAUUAUAUGCACUGCUGUAUUAUGUGUGAAUUGGUUUGAUGUUGGAGCAAAAGGUUGCAAUGGGAAUGGUGACAAAACGUCUAGGGUGAUAUGGAGGACUCAUGCGGACAAUGGUAAUCUUGAUUGAAAAUGGGAAAUCACAAUUCG
Molecule: messenger RNA, 989 nt
Organism: Ilex paraguariensis (yerba mate)
Lineage: Eukaryota; Viridiplantae; Streptophyta; Magnoliopsida; Aquifoliales; Aquifoliaceae
Source: the annotation of a GenBank genome assembly